UAUGUGGUGUCUGUGUAUUAACAUUACAAACGGAACAAAUGAUUGCAAACCUUUUUGAUCCCAUUUUCGGAAUUAUUUCUGCGGUUCUCUUUUGCAUCACUUUAUACCCCGAAAUAAAAGAUACGGGACUUAUAUUAUUACAAACGGUUCCCGAAAACAUAAAUGUCGGGCGACUCAAGAAGAAUAUUCUCAAAGAAUUCCCAAUAAUCCUAAACAUUCACGAUCUGCACAUCUGGUGUCUGAACGCCUCCAGAAUCGUCGCCUCCUGUCAUAUAAUAUUACCGAAACAGUCGACCAAAUCUUUCGCUCAAUUCUCGCAACUAUUGGACACAUAUUUCCGAAAACAAGGCAUUGUUUUGGCGACAGUUCAGCCAGAAUUCUAUGACCCAAACACUUCUUCUGCCAAUCAAUUGAUUCCCAUCUCAUGUCUAAUGAAAUGCUCAAAGUUAUCAAACACUAAUUGCGAUUCAUUCACGUGUUGUUCACAAGAAAACAACGAUUGUCUCGAUUGCGACGAUUAUAGUCUUAUGGAU
This is a messenger RNA of Medioppia subpectinata, 533 nucleotides long. The record is from the annotation of a GenBank genome assembly. NCBI's taxonomy places the organism in Eukaryota, Metazoa, Arthropoda, Arachnida, Sarcoptiformes, Oppiidae.